Lottia gigantea (owl limpet) is the source of this 498-nucleotide messenger RNA. RefSeq lists its product as hypothetical. Gene Ontology annotation, molecular function: structural constituent of ribosome. Gene Ontology annotation, biological process: translation. Lineage: Eukaryota; Metazoa; Mollusca; Gastropoda; Lottiidae. Gene Ontology annotation, cellular component: ribosome; cytosolic large ribosomal subunit. The record is from RefSeq and is a predicted model, not a curated record. Bases 57 to 470 code for a protein of 137 amino acids. The transcript has 5 exons.
AUUCUUCUUCCGGUAGUUCCUUUUCCCAAUUUGUUUCAUAGAGCAAACAUACCAAAAUGUCUGCAUCAUUUAAUUGGAUGAUUGUUAGGAACAAUUCUUCUUUUCUCAUGAAGAGAGGACCUCACCAGUUCAGCAGAGAGGCUGGUAAUUUAAAAGGCAAAAAUACUUUCAGAUUUAAUGGUUUGAUUCGAGAUAGAACUAUUGCUAUUCAACCAGCUAAGACUGGGAAAGGCAUCACAGUUACAACCAGGCAUUUAAAAAGAAAUGGUCAAAAACGACCCAACAAGAGAACCUUCAAUACUAAUAUUAACAAAGAUGGUCGACACACAUUAAAAGGUGUAUCUAAUAUCAUGAAAAGUGGUAAAUUUGAUGGAAAAACCCAUAUGGCUGCCCUAAGAAAGACAUCAGCUAUUCUUAGAAGUCAAAAACCAGUUGUUGUUAAACAGAGAACAAGAGCAAAGAAAAACUAAAAAGUUAAAUUAAAAUUCUGAAAAAUUU